GGCUCCUCGCGGCCAUACUUGUAUUUUUCCCGCAACAAACAAGUCUAAACCGAGAAGCACGUCGGGGACAGCGGCGCCAAAAUGCCUAAACGGGCUUAUCCUUUUGCGGAAACUUUCUCGUCACAAUAUAAGAUACACGUCGGUCAGCGAGAGCUGAAUCAGCACGGCGUCUUUGGGAACAAAUAUCGACAAGAAAUCUACGAAAAGACUAAGAAUUUGCUCUUCAACGGUGCCAAGGCCGUCAUGGGAAAAAUCUGGAAUGUGGAAGGAGAGGAGAGCUGCGCAGAGCCUCAGCCUGCUGGACCAGCUGUGACCCCUGCCUGCAAACACACUCUGCUAAAGGGACAGACAGUAAUUGGACUGGAUGGGAGGCUGACAAGAGCAACCACUGCACAAGGUGCCACAGUGGACCCUGCAGGCUGCUGUGUGUGUCAGAGGAGCUCAGGUUCCAGGACGUCCUGCUCCCAGUGUGAGCGCCUAGCCUGCUCCUCCUGCACCCGCCAGUGCUCCAGCUGCUCCAGCGUCUGCUGCUCUGUCUGCACAGUCGUAGAUUACAGUGGGCAAUAUGAUCAAAUACUGUGCUGCAGUUGCUCAACGUAAAAGGAAGGAGUGAAACAAGGAGGGAUCAGAGGAUUAAGCUUGAACAUGUUAAUUUCCUGUUGAAUUUAUGAAAUGUUGAAACUGCAUUUUAUACCCGAUUUUUUUUUUUAUCUUGAUCCAGAUGUUUACUUGUAUAUAUGUAUUAUAUUGCAAAAAUAUCAAAUAAACUUGAAAGCUUUUGUUUAACCAGU
Myripristis murdjan (pinecone soldierfish) is the source of this 791-nucleotide messenger RNA. RefSeq names its product SIVA1, apoptosis-inducing factor (gene siva1). The record is from RefSeq and is a predicted model, not a curated record. The coding region runs from base 82 to 600 and encodes 172 amino acids. Lineage: Eukaryota; Metazoa; Chordata; Actinopteri; Holocentriformes; Holocentridae. The transcript has 4 exons. Gene Ontology annotation, biological process: extrinsic apoptotic signaling pathway. Gene Ontology annotation, molecular function: CD27 receptor binding.